AUGGACGGCAUGGAAUUGGGACCAGGACCAUCAGCGGUUCGAAUGCCAUCGAACACUGCCGUCUGGAGAGGUCGAAUAUUUUUACGACCCGCCGAAACCGGCCCAAGCAUCGGCGCUGCCAGUAUCACAAACUGCUGUACUGCGUUCAUAAGUGCUCCCGAAAACUCUGGGUACUCUGGUUUGCCCAACAUCACCGGAUCCCAUUAUGAUUAUCGCCCUGCUUCAGCUAUUUCUCAAACAAACGAAGAUGGUAUCACCAAUCCUCAAGUCAAGGCCAAAACAAUUCAUGGGUAUAAUACCGAGUCUUCUAUAAACAGAGAUGAUGAUAUCAAUUUUCGAGUACAUCAUCACAGCCAAUUCAAAAUUGGCUAUGUCAUCAAGUUGCUCUGGGUAGAGCCACGUGGUGAGAGUUCCAGAAAUAGCGAGAGAUCCAGGAACGGGGAAGACACCGAUGUGACCGAUGAUGAUGGACCUUCGAGCACCAAGGGUUUCUCGAAAACCCGCCGAUUUGUAAUUGUCAAAGUGUUCACUGGUCACUGCACUUGUCUGCCACUUCUGACUUAUUCAGGUCAAGGUGUCGUAAAACGGGGUGUACACCCCGAGGUUCACGCUGCCGUUUUCACCGCAGAUGGUCCGAAAUUGGCCCCGGGGGAGGCAGAUGUACUCACCCGACCACCUAUACGAUUUCUAUCAAAAAGCCCCAGAGAAAAGCUUGAUCCAAUGACACGCUUAAAUUACGCUAAGCUAUAUACUGUGGAAUACAAUAUCAAGCUUAGGUUCAUUGGUAAGAUUGAUCCGACAUCGAUGCCGGAUUUCAUAGAAAAUUACAACGACGUUCAUAAAGUUGUAUGGAUCGACGACUCUAAAGAGGAGAACUAUGAGGACCCGGUAUAUCCGAUAAAUCCCACGAGUUCCGUUCGAGAAGACUCUGCUAUGUAUUCCCCGCCUGAUUCACAGCGCCACAUGCAGGAUACGCAAUACGGUGCCUCGCAAGACUCAUCUUCACGACCGGAAACGGCAAGCCACGGCCAGUCUCAUAGAAGCUACCACUCAUCCCACAAUCGCCCGGGAUCAUCUUCGUCCGAAUAUGUUGAAAGCUCCCGCACUGGUCAUCCCGAGGCAUACUCAGCCUAUUCGGGCUUGUCCAGCACUUAUCCUUACAGAGAGAACUAUGGCGAGAAUUCCAACGAUGCUCCGGGAUCCGGAUAUGUCGAUUCAAGAAUCAAUGAUUUGGGAUUUUCCUCUAGCUAUUAUAGAGCAGACGUAUCGGCCUCGUCUGGCCGCGAGCCUGCUAGUCUGAGCCAAGGAGAGGAUAGCUCUGCCGCUUCUAGAUUCGGAUAUGGAUAUACGAACCAGAGGCUUAGUGGUUCUACGUCUUCCUUCAAUCGUCCCCAGGAAAACCCGAAAAACUGUUGGCAGGAUGACCCUGCUGCUGCUGGAUCUGGACAUGGCAAUUCAAGUAUCAGUAAUGCAGAAUCUCCCUCUGAUCGUCCCCGAGCGUACGUUGCGAGCUCGGCUAGACAAGGCCCUUAUAGUUCGGACUAUGGGGAGGAUGACCCUCCUGCUUUGGGAACUUACGUUAGUUCUCGUAACCGGGGCAAAACCCCAAUUGAGACUUACGACCAUCAUGACGAUCUUUACGAUGACAAUUAG
Molecule: messenger RNA, 1653 nt
Organism: Glarea lozoyensis ATCC 20868
Lineage: Eukaryota; Fungi; Ascomycota; Leotiomycetes; Helotiales; Helotiaceae
Exons: 3
Coding region: 1-1653 (550 amino acids)
Source: RefSeq, a predicted model, not a curated record